AUGACCAACGCCGAAAAAACCCGAAUGUACUUGGGCGAAGCAGGGGCUGAUAACGUCUCAGCCAAGGACUUUGCAAGGGUCUUUGCAAACCGGAUACUUGGUCUCGGAUUGGCCGAACCAGAGAAACUGGAAGCUUUCGGCGACUCCCUUCUUGCGGGCAAAGCCGCCGACAUCGGGUGGGAGGCGGCGCAGGCCAGCGCUACUCCCUUCACAACGUGGUCGGCCGCGCACGCCACGUUCGUGCAGGAGUUUGACGUCCCACAAGCAGCCGAGAAGACUUCCCAGGAAUGGGAGAAGGAGCUCGCAGUGAUGCGCAUUGGGCUCGAUGAGCUAGGCACCAAGAUUGCUCUCGGCGGUGUCAACACCCAUGCACACAUAGCCUUCGCGCGCAAACUGAUGCGCGCCGCAAAGAAAGCCGGAGUCGACAAGUCAAGCAGCAACAUCUGGGCGGUACGCGACCACUUCCCUGACUCGCUCAAGGACAAAACGCCCCCAGCACCAAAGGACUGGACCGCAUUCACGGAGGCAAUCGAGAAGGUCGAUGUCACCCAGCUCAUUGAGGCCGCGGAGAAGGAGCGCCGUAUGGUCAAAGCCGAAGCCAGAACCCAGAAGGUCGAAGCGGAACUGGCCGUUCUGCGGGCGCGCGGACUGGGGGUGCCGCUGCCGGCCAUCCCUGCAUCCCCCACCGCCCACAUCCGCACUCAGCUGGGCCGCACCAACAUCUCGUCGACGCACAUCCCAGCUCCCGCGUUUAUCUCAUCACCCAAGAUUCUGGGCCCGGAAGCCAUGGCCAACCUCAUCCACGUGGUAGAGCGGAUGCGAUCUGCCGCCCCGCUGCUUUCGACCUCCGCCACGGAUGUAGCCCGGUAUAACACGCUGUUCCAGCAUUGGAAAGAGAUGAGUUCGGCACGUCCCGUGGAGGAGGUUGGAGUCCCGCUGUCGCCGGGCACGGUCUGGCCUGGCAGCGGUGAAUGCUGGAACUGCAGCAAAGUCACUGCACCGCGCCACAACGCUGCGGAUUGUGACGGCGCCAAAAUCCCUCUCCCUGAACGGCGCUUCCGCCGCAUCUGCUCAAAAAACCUUCCUCGCACCGUGCCGGUUGCUGUCAACGCUGUUUUGGGAAGCUGGAUGGACGACAAUGACGAGCAGGGUUUUCCGGGGGAGUCACUGUGA
Molecule: messenger RNA, 1173 nt
Organism: Mycena citricolor
Lineage: Eukaryota; Fungi; Basidiomycota; Agaricomycetes; Agaricales; Mycenaceae
Source: the annotation of a GenBank genome assembly